AUGGGAGAAAUGGAGAGAGAUUUGCAGACAGACCCUCCUUGCCAUCCACGGGCAUGUGCAAUUCAAAAUUGCAUACAGAGGAACAACUACAACGAAGAAAAGUGCAGGAAAGAGGUGGACGCAUUGUAUGAGUGCUGCAAUGCCUUUUACCAAAGACAGGGCGAGAAAGCAAGCACCGUGAGCUGUCCGAAAUAUCCGCUUUUGAAGCUCAAAAUGCAACAACGCGCCAAAGGCAUCUCAUAG
Messenger RNA from Bipolaris zeicola 26-R-13, 243 nucleotides. RefSeq lists its product as uncharacterized. The record is from RefSeq and is a predicted model, not a curated record. The transcript is spliced from 5 exons. Lineage: Eukaryota; Fungi; Ascomycota; Dothideomycetes; Pleosporales; Pleosporaceae. The coding region runs from base 1 to 243 and encodes 80 amino acids. Gene Ontology annotation, cellular component: mitochondrial intermembrane space.